Messenger RNA from Rhineura floridana, 643 nucleotides. RefSeq names its product pyroglutamyl-peptidase I like (gene PGPEP1L). Gene Ontology annotation, cellular component: cytosol. Gene Ontology annotation, molecular function: pyroglutamyl-peptidase activity. Gene Ontology annotation, biological process: proteolysis. The coding region runs from base 41 to 643 and encodes 200 amino acids. The transcript has 5 exons. NCBI's taxonomy places the organism in Eukaryota, Metazoa, Chordata, Lepidosauria, Squamata, Rhineuridae. The record is from RefSeq and is a predicted model, not a curated record.
AGUAAGUUGAUUAUUGGUGUUGGGAAUGGAAAGGAAUUAAAUGGACGUCAAUUCCAGCACAGUGGUUGUUACGGGCUUUGGUCCUUUCCGACAGCACCUUGUUAAUUCUAGCUGGGAAGCUGCAAAGGAGCUGGCCAAACUUGGACUUGGUCACGAUGUAGACCUACAUAUAAUGGAACUGCCAGUGACUUACCAAAAGGCAAAAGAGAUUGUCUGUGAAGCAUGGGCAACCCUUCAUCCACAACUUAUGAUCCACAUUGGCCUGGUUUCUACCUCAAAAGCAAUCAUCAUUCUGGAGCAGUGUGGGAAGAACAAAGGCUACAAAGAAAUUGAUGCUUGUGGGUUUUGUCCAGAAGAUGGAUGUUGUCUCUUAGCAGGCCCGGAAAGAAUAGACUCUACAAUUAAUAUGAAGAGAAUCUGGAAAAACAUUUGUUUGGAAGGGAUGGAUGUCAUUUUUUCCAAAGAUGCAGGAAGGUACCUCUGUGAUUAUAUCUAUUAUACCUCUCUUUACUAUGGUAAUGGAAAAGCAGCAUUUAUCCAUGUGCCUCCUUUAUCCAAACGGGUAACAUCAGAAUUUCUAGGAAGAGCCCUACGGACAGUUAUCUUGGAGAUGUUAAAGCAAUGCAGACAGGAGGUAAUAUAA